Molecule: messenger RNA, 2206 nt
Organism: Stegostoma tigrinum
Lineage: Eukaryota; Metazoa; Chordata; Chondrichthyes; Orectolobiformes; Stegostomatidae
Product: aurora kinase C-like
Exons: 9
Coding region: 129-1382 (417 amino acids)
Biological process (GO): protein phosphorylation; regulation of cytokinesis; mitotic spindle organization
Cellular component (GO): chromosome passenger complex; spindle midzone; spindle microtubule
Molecular function (GO): ATP binding; protein kinase activity
Source: RefSeq, a predicted model, not a curated record
UCGUCCAAUUGAAGCGCGGGCUCUGUUAAAUGGGCUUAAAGUGCGGUGGAUUUGAAUUUAAACGGUAGAAGGAGCAGAGUGAAACGGGCGGUGAGAUAGGCAGAGAGUGGGAGGAUUUUAGAUUACAAAUGGAAAAAAGGGUUGCAAGCCAAGGAGGACAUGCUGGAAAGAUGCCAGCCUUGGAUGGUCCAAAACGUGUUGUAGAUUCAAAACACAAUUCUCAGAAUCGACCACCUACAGGGAGUUUGUCAGCGCAACAAAUGGUGUCCACUUCAAACUCAGGCCAGCAAAGUGUACCACUUCAGACACGGAUUCUGUCUGCCAAUUCAGUUCCAAUCAAGCGUCCAGUGUUAACAAAUCAAGUGAAGCAGACAUUGCAAAUGCCUUCUCAAAUGAAACAGACUUGUCAAAAAGAAAGCCAACAAACUUCUGAACUUCCUAAAAGUCAAACCAAUGUACAAGCUGCUGAGGUGUCAAGUGAUGGGAAGACUACGAGUGCAUCAACUGAUUGUCAUAGUGCAAGCGAGAAGAAAAAGAAAAAGCAGUGGUGCUUGGAUGACUUUGAAAUUGGACGCCCACUUGGGAAGGGUAAAUUUGGCAAUGUGUACUUGGCCCGUGAACGACAGUCCAGAUUUAUCCUGGCAUUGAAAGUGCUUUUUAAAUCUCAACUUGAGAAAGCUGGUGUGGAACACCAACUCAGAAGAGAAGUUGAAAUCCAAUCUCAUCUCCGGCAUCCUAAUAUAUUACGGCUGUUUGGCUACUUCCAUGAUGCAUCUAGAGUUUAUUUGAUCCUGGAGUAUGCUCCCCGUGGUGAACUUUAUAAAGAGUUGCAGCGAUGUGGAAAGUUUGAUGAUGGGAGAAGUGCUACGUAUAUAUCUGAGCUGGCUGAUGCACUUGUAUACUGUCAUUCAAAGAAGGUGAUUCAUAGAGACAUUAAGCCAGAGAAUUUAUUACUAGGAGCAAAUGGAGAGUUGAAGAUUGCAGAUUUUGGAUGGUCUGUGCACGCUCCAGCAUCCAGAAGAGCAACAUUGUGUGGUACCCUGGACUAUUUACCACCAGAGAUGAUUGAGGGGAAAAUGCAUGAUGAAAAAGUUGACCUUUGGAGUCUAGGUGUUCUUUGUUAUGAAUUUUUAGUAGGUCACCCUCCAUUUGAAGCAGCAGAUCGUCAGGAAACCUUUCGGAGAAUUUCUAAAGUUGACCUUAAAUUUCCAUCCUUCGUAGUGGAGGGGGCAAAAGAUCUAAUUACUAGGUUGCUGAAGCAUAACCCGAACCAACGGCUACCUUUGAAAGAUGUACUUGAACAUUUUUGGGUAGUCAAGCACUCUGUUAAAUCAGCCUCCCAAAAGAAGGAACCUGCGACACCAUCUGAUCCAAACCUGUAAACCAGGAAGGUGAAGGAAAUGUAUUGAUUUGAGACUUUGCAGUGCAAUAACUAUUUUCUGAGUGCCUGCAGCCACCAUAUUGUCUGGAGUGCUGGAAUCUUGCUUCAUGUCAGCAGAUCACUCAGGCUAAUAGAGAAUUGGUGAAUUCUUAACUUACCUCUUUUUGUACAAUGUCAAAAUGUGAUGUUUAGAAUUCACAAUUUGUUUUCACUAGUGAAUAAAAUAAACAAAACACAACCCAAAUUGUGAAAUUCAGAUUCCCAACUGCAAGCGCAAUGUUGCUUUAGACAUGGAAUUAGAGCCACUUCAAGUUUUGUGCUAAUAACUGAGUUGAAUUUAAACUGUUGUAUUUAAGUGUCAAUCUUGUAAUGCAAUCUAACUUGGAUUAGAGAUCGGAAGGGCAUUUGUGUUGCUUGCAGUGGUUCAGAUGCUAUGAUUCUACUCCCUUGCACCUGGUUAAAAUUGUGGUCUGUUCCUUGGACUAUGUAAAUUGUAUAAAUUAAUUACACUCCAGGUUGUACAAAUAACAUUAUUGAUGUUUAGUAACUUCUUCUGUGAUGUCCUGUUCUGUCCUUGUACUUGAGACAUUGAGGGAGGUAAUCUUUAAACUGCAUGUGUAAAAUACUUUAUCUUGUGACAAAAAAUGUUCAGGAUUGGAUCAAUGAUUACAUAUACACAGGAGUUUUGAUUUGCAUGCAGUUAUUGGAUCACCUAUUUUGUGUAUAUCAAUUUUCCAAUUGAAUGUCUUCUAGUUAGAAGUAUUCCUUUAAAGCUAUGAUUACAGUAUCCAUGAAACUUAUCUUGUCAUACAAUUUAAUAAACAA